Molecule: messenger RNA, 5483 nt
Organism: Anopheles stephensi (Asian malaria mosquito)
Lineage: Eukaryota; Metazoa; Arthropoda; Insecta; Diptera; Culicidae
Product: small G protein signaling modulator 2-like
Exons: 14
Coding region: 605-3976 (1123 amino acids)
Biological process (GO): activation of GTPase activity
Molecular function (GO): GTPase activator activity
Source: RefSeq, a predicted model, not a curated record
CGCCUUCGCCCGUUUUGGCAGGAACAUGCGCAGUAAUAGGUAAACCUGCUGGAGCGGGUUCAGGUUCCCCAUCGGCGCUCUCACCGUGCAAUACGCAUGUGGAAAGCUAUCACGGUUUACGUACGUUUUCAGUGCUGUAGCUUUACCGAGCGGUAGUAACCAGAAAGGCACAGCUGUGUUCGCAACGCACUUGCCUGCACACGGGCAAAAUUGUGGAAAAGUUAGCUGCAAGCUGGUGAAAAUCAUAUCGGAAAUCAACUUGCUAGCGGAAUUUAUUUCGUGCAGAAAAAGUGCGUUUCUCUGGUAGUGGUCGGGUGCGCGCGAAAUGUUUUCCCUACGCUCAUCAUAUGGUGGAUAAUUGUAGUAUUGAAACGAUUCAAAAGUGUUAUCGAAACAAUGUAGUGUAAAAGGAAUACCGACGCUUGAGCCUGUAUCAGAUCGAGUAUUUUUAGCGGAAGUACCAAAGCCCACGUUCGACGUUUCCAUACGGUGGGCACCGUUGGCCAAUUAAGCCCAAAGCCCAUUCCAAUCAUCCCGUCGGACGUCGGAUCGUGACCAACCCGCAAACAGAGAGUAAGCCCGAGAGAAGCAGUACACAUUGGAAAUGUUUCCCGAAAUAAAUCCCCCAAGGAAAAUGUCGUUCCAAGCAGAUCCGGUCGAUUUUAAAGAAAAGCUCAUUGCGGCCGUGAAGAAAGAGGUCAAACAGGUGAUGGAGGAAGCCGUCACCAAGAAGUACAUACACGAAGAGUCUUGCUCGGUAACGGCCCUAUGUGCAGCGGUCGAGGCGUGCCUGAGCCAGGGUCUGCGAAGGCGAGCGCUCGGCCUGUUCAAGACAUCGUCCACCACCGCCCUGCUGCACAAGGUGGCCAAGCACUGUCCCGAAGCGGCCUGUAUCAGUAAGAAGGUGCAGGACAUCGAAAACAGUGAUCCAAACAAGCGAUCGUCGUCGAGCAGCGACAGCACGAACAAGCCACCGAUACUGAAGAAGAGCAGCAGUAACUCGGUAUCGACAACGACACCGCCACAGUCACCGCCACAGUCACCGCCAGUUGUGAAAUAUCUUUGGAUACGGUUGGCACUGUACGAGAAGAAACUGUCCCGCAUCAUCGAUCAUCUCGUGACGAACGCGACGCGAUAUUACGAACGUGACUCACUAGUUGCUGAUCCAGACUACGGUUCCAUACUGAGCUCGCUGCUCGUCGGCCCGUGCGCACUGGAUUACUCGCGUGCCAAAACUGCCGAUCACUUCUGGACCGAUCCUCCGGCGGACGAAUUGGUCCAACGUCAUAGAAUCAGCUCGAGCAAUCCGACGCCACCGGCGUACCGAAGACCGAUGUUGAACUUCAAGCGAAGCCUCCACACCAGCUCGGAGGAGGGCAGCAUGGCGUCGUUCAAGUCGAACAGCUUGGUAUCGGCGUCGAAGGACUACGUGGAGUCACUGCAUCAAAACUCGCGUGCCACACUACUGUACGGGAAGAACAACGUGCUCGUGCUGCCGAAAGACGUCAGUGAACCGAUGCCCGGGUAUCUCAGUCUGCAUCAGACAGUGCAAUCGCUCACGAUCAAGUGGACACCGAACCAGCUGAUGAACGGGUACACCGAGUCGGAGAACAUCGACAAGAGCUCGUACUGGGCGUACGCACUGAACGUCAAUGUGGACGAGAUUGUGUACGUGCACUGCCACCAGGCGCGUGGUGGCGAUACCGGUGGCACCGUCAUCCUCGUCGGGCAGGAUGGUGUCCAGCGUCCUCCCAUACACUUCCCCGAGGGUGGACAUAUGGCGGCUUUCCUGAGCUGUCUCGAAACAGGUCUUCUACCACACGGUCAGCUGGAUCCUCCACUAUGGUCCCAGCGAGGCAUUGGACGCAUCUUUCCCUGGCCGCAGAAAUCACGGCGCCGGCCGCUACCUUCCCUGCUGGAGACGAACGACGAGAUGCCGAUCGAUUAUGUGUUUCGGGUGGUCAACAAAAGCAACACGGAUGAGUUUUUGGCAACUCAUUCGAUACUGGAACUAGGACGCACGAGCCCACGCUACCGAGCACAGCUGAGCAGCUGCUCCACCAACGAAAGCAGCGACUGUUCCAGCAAAAGUCUCUCGAUCGAUGCCAUGUCCAUCGACAGUCCGAAUCCACAAUCGACCCAAUCGACCAGCAUCGCCCUCGUUUGCUCAACGAUGAAACGGCAGAUCAUUUCGCGCGCGUUCUACGGUUGGCUAGCGUACUGCCGGCAUCUCUCCACCGUGCGGACACAUCUGUCCGGGCUGGUCAAUGGUCGCAUCACGCCCGAAUCCGGUGCCGAGGAAGGUCUUACCCGUUCGCGCUGGGAAAGCUUGCACGAUGGAAACGGUGUCGUGGCGGACGAUCAGGAAGUGUACCGGUUAGUGUACUACGGUGGCGUCGAUCACGACAUACGGAAGGAGGUGUGGCCCUAUCUGCUCGGCCACUACAGCUUCGGCAGCACACCGGUCGAGCGGGCAGAGCUGGACGAAACUGCCAAACACUACUACGAAACGACCAUGAGCGAAUGGUUGGCGGUGGAAGCGAUCGUACGCCAGCGGGACAAGGAAAAGACGGCCGUCGCGGUGGCCAAGCUAAGCUCGGGAAGCGGCAGUAUGGAAAACAAAAGCAAAACCAUCGAUCAGGAUGCGGAUGGGGAGGAGGAGGAGGAAGAGAUGGAGAACGAGGUGUUCGAGGAGAACGGGUUCUCGGACAUGUCCGAGCCGGAAGUGGAGGGGGAGGAAAAAUCGGACGCAAAGCCAAAGCUUACCAAGGACAACAUCACUCUUCCGGUGGCUGCGCAGGACGCUACCAUGGAAACCGGGAAUGGGGAGGAUGGAGUGGCGGAAGAGGCGGCCGAGAAUCAGAACCAAGAGCAAGACUUUGACAGCAACAAGAGCUCGCCUUCCGAUUCGUCGUACGCAACGGUCGGCAACGAUUUCAUCGAUGUUGCGGACAUCAUCUCCCCGAUGGGUGACGGUGCGGCCAAGUCCUUGGGUGGCGAGGAAGUGGAACGCAUGCAGGAGGAUGAAGACGAGGAGGUGGUUACGUCGGACGGUGCGAUCGAACCGGACGAGGAAGAAGAACCGGAUUCGCCCAAAUCGCUCGAGCAACCGCGUGCUGUUAUCGUGACCGAUGCGUCCAUCGAUGUCACCAUGAUGCCGAGUGAGGUCCGGGAGCUGAACAACAACAACACACUGACGACACUGCCGGAGGAGGGUAGCAAUCAUCAGCCGGCACUGGAUUCGUUGCAAGAGCCCAAAUCGGCCUGUGUGUCGCCUGCCAGCUCCAACGGGGGCAUCUACAGUAGCGAACUGCUGGAGUCGUUUGGGCUGAAUCUUCACCGGAUUGAAAAGGAUGUCCAGCGGUGCGAUCGUAACUACUGGUACUUUGCUAACGAAAACUUGGACAAGCUGCGUAACGUCAUCUGCACGUACGUUUGGGAGCAUCUGGAUGUUGGGUAUAUGCAGGGCAUGUGCGAUCUCGUUGCUCCGCUGCUUGUCAUCUUCGACGAUGAGUCGCUCAGCUAUGGCUGCUUCUGCCGGUUUAUGGAGCGCAUGAUUGAAAACUUCCCCAAUGGCGGUGCAAUGGACAUGCACUUUGCUAAUAUGAGAUCACUGAUUCAGAUCCUAGACUCGGAGAUGUACGAUCUGAUGCAUGCGCACGGCGAUUACACCCAUUUCUACUUCUGCUAUCGCUGGUUCCUGCUGGACUUUAAGCGCGAGCUCAUCUACGCCGACAUCUUCUCCGUGUGGGAGGUGAUCUGGGCGGCGAAGCACGUGGCGUCCGCACACUUUGUCCUGUUUCUGGCCCUGGCCCUGCUGGAAACCUAUCGCGACAUCAUCCUGUCCAACAGUAUGGAUUUUACGGACAUUAUUAAAUUUUUCAACGAAAUGGCUGAACGACACAACACACCAUCCGUGUUGAAGCUGGCACGCAGCUUAGUGCUACAGCUGCAAACCAUCAUUGAGAAUAAGUAAGCUAGGUGUGCACACAAACGACGUUCUCACAUGCAAAUACCGAACGCAUUCAGUAUACAAAGAGGCGGGGAAAGUCCCAGGCAAUGGCAUUGUACAACAAUGGCCGAUGAGGGAGUCACGAAUCGGAGGUAGAAAAUUAUUAACUAUAUUUAAUGAGCGAACAAACAAAUCCUACGAUGGGCAGGAGAAUGAAAAGCCGUACAAACUGUACACCUACUGCUUCAUCCAACAUAACGAAGCCCCCAUCUAUUUAACUUCAACGCCCCAGCACGGUGGAUGAAGGAAAUCUCUCUCUCGCUAUAGAAAGAUGUUUGAACGUCGUCUAUCUGUCUGUCUGUCUGUAACUCUGUCACUGCUUCCCUUUUUGGGGCAGUUUGUUUGUAGUUAACCGUUUCGCAAGCCGCAGGCACCCACAGGCUUGGAUGUCCUGGCCUGUCCUUGUCGUCUUUCGGUUUCGAAUGGUUGCUUUUACGUUAUCGCUGUUGUCGCUGUGUUGUUGGGAUUCUAACUAGUGUUAACUACCUUUGUUAACAACCCCUCCUAAAGUCUUUGUAAACGAAUAUAUGUAUAUCGUGUACGUCGUGCAAAAACACACACACACACAACGCUGGUAGGUGCCUGUAUUCGCAUCCCGCGAUGCGCUGUAGAGUUUGUAGUAACACAUGUAGUAAUAUCCCACCACCAAACACUUCCCACAUAUAUUAAAAAGACACACAGCCAAGCUAUUCCGAAUACUCACUCACGCUGCAUCACAGCGAACGGAGGUCUGUGCAAAAAAAGCAGACCUUUCUUCUGUUUAGGGCAAAAGCACCGUAAAAAAGCUCCUCCUCCUCCCUUUACUUUGUGUAGUGUUUCGGUUUCCGCAAUAGUUGUCGAUGUCUAAAUAGAGCAAAGAAGGAAAGAGGAUUACAAAAUAAAUUAACUACAGCAAAUGAAACAUACAAAAGGAAAUACAAACACUACAAUAUCCAAUGCAAUUGAAUCUUAUGAUGAAUCGUACUAAAAAAAAGGACAGUAACAAAACAGAACAAAGCAAAAGCUACACCUAGAAGUUGUAGACGUUGUUAGUAACGAUGUAAUCAAUUAUAUUUACCACCGUUUAGUUUCUAUAUCUAUACAGAAAGAGAGCAAGAGAGAGAGAGAGCGAGAGAGCAUUUGUUUCGCUUUGUCUACCAUUAUUGUCCAGGAAAAGGGUACAUAUUUAAUCAACGGUACGUACAAAAAACGCCCAUUUAGCAGACUCUGUUAGGCUGCUGUUUGUUUAGUUUAAAAAAAAAAACAGAAAAAAAUCAAAUAAUCAAUUGAACUGGUAGCUUCCAUGGUAUUCUCUACAAAAACACACACACACACAUAACAAUUCGUUGACGUCAACGCAAGUCAACGAGCAAGUGUCAGUCGUAAGUAAACCAAAUAACGCACGCCUACUAGGUUGCGAGUUAUACAUUCAAUUCGCAACACAUCAUACUCUCAUAGCACAGGCUCGAACCACGAGCAUCAAGCAGCCAUA